UUCUUGGUUUGAAUACGCUGACAACACCAGUUUGUGUUUACACUCUUAAUGUUUUAUUUCUGACAUUUUCUGAACGAGGCAACAGUUUAAGGUACGAACGUUCUUGAAUAUAUGUUUCCUGGUGUUAGCAUGCUGGCAGAAGAAGUGUGCUCCCCGUAGUCAGAGGACGAAACGGAUUGUUGGAGCCAUAUUAGUCAGACUCUGGGAUUAUAUCCGAGCAGCUACCUGCAGAGGGGAAAACUGCGCUUCUACGUUAACGAACAUGCUGCUCAACAGUCAGGUAGUUAGUAGCUAGCUCAUAUGAUGAGGAGGAAAUCACGCCAGACCUGCAGAGAGACCAACCUCUGUUAUAAAACGUCCUCCGCUUUAUUUUGCUCUGGAAAUAACGCUGCAUAAGUAUAAAACCUGCUUAAAACGAUUAAACGCCUCAAAAGUCCUUCAUAACCUUUAAAACACGGUGACCGUUAAGCGACGUACGUUGAUCGUGACACCCAAUGUACACAUACGUCUCCAUCCGGUCAGCUGCUACGCCAAAUAUGGAUGUGAGCGUUAUAAUGCUUCCCAAAAGCUACGUGGAUGUUGCUAAUCCUGGUACCCCAGGCAGGUUAUUUAAAUUCAGCACAAAUGUAAAGAAAUGUGUUUUCUCAGUUAUUUCUUUAUUGUAACAAUAAUUGACGGCCAAGCAUUUCAAUAAAACAGAGGCAGUCAGAAGAAAACAGUUUCCUCACCCUGUCAGCAGCAGUUAGGAAGUGCAGCCAAGGUUUGCAGGACGAUGUGGCCGAAAGCUCUCGACCCAGACCGAACAGACUGCACGCAGCCAGACGGCAGUGCCGGUGUUUGCAACAUGUGCACGGAAACCUGAAUAUGUGAAGGCACAAGUUCAGCGAAUGGUCCAAAUUCAGAGUUAGGGUUGUUACCGCACCAGCACUGACUACCAGUUAACUUCUGGCACCGAGUAGUGACAAUAGCAACGAUUAGUUGACUAGUUGUGCACAUCCCUAAUCUAAAGUUGUUAUGGUUGUGUGUAACUUUUAAAUGCCCUAUUUGCAUCAGCCAAGUCAGCGAUGUGUGUUUAUAAUUUACCUUGAUUGUGUUUCAUUUCAGUUCAAGGUUGGACACGCCAAACAGUCGUGUGACGUUAGUAUGUAGUUUUGGAGGCAUCUCAGCUUUGAGGGCUGUACCAUGAAGUAAGUUCAGCAUAGCUAGUUUGGAUCAGCUGGCUCGUCAACACCUGAAAUCGCAGACAGGUGGACUUCUAAACAUGGAAGAAGAGCUGUUGAUAGGCUGGCAGGAAGAGAAGCUGCAUCUUAAUCAGGAGGUGUGUCGGCUGCAGGAGGAGCUGGCAGAGAGUCAUGCUGAAAAAGAUGAGCUAGAAUCCAGGAACAGAGCUCUGAAGGACAGGCUGUGGCGGUCGUUGUCUCCCUCACUUGCUCUCACUCUGCAACUAGAGGGUGAGCAGAGGGAAUGGAAGAAGAAGGUAAGGGAGGGGAGAGAGAGGGAGGCCAGGCAGGCCCUGCUGAUCCACAGGCUCCAGAACAAGGUGUUGGAAUACAGAGAACGAUGUCAGCAUUUGGAGCUUCGGCUGCAGGAUAAUCAUACACAGAUGCUCAGCACCGAGAGAAUCAUAGAUGACUCUCUGGAAAGCGCCGUUCUCAGACUGGAGGAGGAACAACAGAGGUCAGUCAGUUUAGGUGACACCAAUAGUCUCCUUUGCAAGCAACUUGUCCAAUCAGAGCAGGCCAACCACGCCCUGAAGGAGGACCUCCAGAAGCUGACGAAUGAUUGGAUGACAGCUGUGGAAGAGGCAGAGCAGCGAGAGGCUGAUUUGCAGAAAGAGCGAGAGCGUCGGCUGUGUCUUGUGGGGGAGCAGCAGGCUUGGCUGCUGUCUAUCUGGAGAUCUGUGGCUGCUCUGAGACGGGACUGCCACGCUAUGAAAACGGCUGCUGACAGGGACCUGUGGCAGCUGAAGGCCGAGUUUUCUCGCCUCUCAUCCGUUCUCCUCUCCAGCUGUGACUCUGUCUCCUCCUCUCUGAGGCUCAGCACACUUUACAUUAAUCCUCUCUCCUUCUCCGCUUCUCCCCCUCUUCUCGCUUCCCACUUUCCUCCCUUUUCAUUCUAUUCUCCUCCUCCGUCCUCCGAUCUGGCCCUUUGUCCUCCGAACUCUUCUGUACCUCCUCUCCUCUCAUCCACAAUGCGAAUCUUUUCUUUGGGAGAGUUGGAACUCAAAGAGGAGAAGGAUGAGGGAAGGAGGGACGAGGACGAGCAAGGCACUUCAGAGGUGAAGUCUGUUCAGGAGACUCAAGUUUUACAGCUGCAGCAGAGAAUUGAGGCGCUCACUGGCUCACUGCAGACCGAGGUCAGUCUGAGGGAGGAGAGCGAGAGGGAGGCCGAGAGACAUAGAGUAAUACAGAGAAGCCUGCAGUCUGUGAGCCAUGCUGUGAUCAAACUGUCCAGAGUCCUGACCUCAGCCAGCAGUCAGUCGCUGAACAUCUCCUCAGAGGGUGUCCUUAGCCUGGAUUUGUCCUGCUUGCUUUCCGUCCUGUCUCAGACUGAGAGCGCCCUACAGUGGAGAAAUGAGGAAUUACAGGGGGCACAGCGAUCUCUGCAGCAGCUCGGUGAGCAGAGAGCAGCCCUGCACCUGCGACUGAAGCAGCUGGAGGACGACAACCAGCAGCUACACACACACAAACAACAACAGCAGCAGGAGCUCGGCCACAUUAUGGACGUACUGAGCAGAGAGAAGGAGACGUCGUCCUUCCUGCGUCUGCAGGUCGAGGAGCUGCAGAGGAGGGAGGAAGAGCUGAGGAGAGAACAUCACAGACUGAGAAAGGAGAAAGACGAACAGGAAGAGAGAAACAGACAGCUGCAGACAGAAAUGCGCAGACGAGUUGAGACUGAGGUGUUGGAGAACAUCCAGCUAACAAAGCGGGAGACUUUGACCCAAGCAGAAAUGUAUAGUCUGAAGGGAGCACUAGAGAGGGAGCAGCUGGACAAGCAGCGAGCCGAGGAAGACUCUUCUGAUAUGAGAGAUGCCUUACAGAAGUCCAGGGAGUGCGUGUCGCGUCUGUCGUUGCAAGAGGGCACGUUAAGACGGGAGGUGGAGGAGGGACGGGAUGCGCUAGACAAGCUGUCCACCCUGAACUCUUCUUUGGCCUCAGACAAGAGAGAGCUGCACAAACAGCUGCUGCAGCUGGAGUCUGAGCUGUCAGAGGGCCAAUCACAGCUGCAGGCUCAAAGGUCACAAGUCAGUUCCCUGGAGAGGGAAGUCAAGACCCUAAACAUGGAUUUCAGCAAGCUCAGAGUACAGAGAGAGGCUGAGGAAGAUGCUGUUCAGCAGCUGAGAGGACGAGAGCCAGAGGAAGAUGGGAGCUUUCCCUCUGUGGGUGAACAGCAGGUGGAUGACCUGUCCUUUCAGCAUGCCGCAAUGUGUGAGGAGCUGAAGGAGGUGCAGGACCGGCUGGGGCACGCAAUGGAGGAGGUGAAAAAUAGGAGCAUACAACAGCAGGAGCAGCUCAGAGAGAGUAGGCGGCUACAAGAGGAGCUGGAUAGUCUGCAGAAGCACAAGGAGCAGCUCGAAGUUGAUCUGCAGGAGAUCCGGUCUCUGUCGCUGUCUGCCCACCAGCAGCUCAGUGAGCAGCAGAAGCGUCUCUCACAGUCAGAGGUCGAAAAAUGUCAGCUGAACACACACAUCCACACUCUGAAGCAGGCCAAAGAUACCUUACAUGGGGAGAUCCAGUGUCUGAGAGGCGAGCUGGAGGAGAUGAUGUCCAGGGUAGAAGAUGAGAAGAAGAGGAGAGAGAUGAGUGAGGAGGAGAGGAAGGCACUGCAAGAGGACAUGGAGAGGAUGACAGAGGAGAUAGAGAAGCUGAGGAGGAGGAGAAGGAGGGAGGAAAUGGAGAGGAAGGAUGAGACGGAGACCGAACAGGAAGAAAGGAGUUUCUUUAGUGAGAACUCGGGGAGAAGAGGAGCUGAGGUGCUGAGGAAUUGCAUUAAGGGAUUAACUGAGGAGGUGGAGGAGAGGCAAAGAGAAGAGGAGAAAAUGAGGAAGGAGGUAAUAGAGAUGAAGACUCGAAUCAACCUCACGAUAGAAAGAGUACAGCGAUUAGAAGGAGAGAAGGAGGAACUGGAAGAGGAGGUAAAGAGGACAGAGGAAAGGCUGAGAGAGGAGAAGGAGUUUUGGGAGGAGAGGAGAAGAGAGGAGACGAAGCAGAGGGACAGAGAAGUGGAAGCCCUCUGUGAGCGGAUGGGGAGAUUGAAAAGGGAGGAGGAAAGGGAGAAGAAGGCGGACCAGCUGAGGACAGAAGCUGAGAGGGACAGAUGGAGGGUGAGAGUGGAAGAACAAGAGGAGGAGAUUAACAGACUGAAAAAAGAAAUCUCAACAUCACAAGAGGAUGAAAGGAGAAAGAAAGACAAACUGCUCGAGGAGAAGGAGGAGGUGGUUGCAAAGCUGCUCGAGAAGCUAAAGGAGAAAGCUGCGGAGGCAGAGCUGAUGAGGCAAAGGCUGAAUGUGGCCAAUGAGAAGUUUAAUGAAUUUAAGGCAGAGGCGAAAUGUAAGCAGCAGAGCCUGGAAUUACAGGUGAGGGAAAGAGAAGAAGUAGGGGAGGAACAUCGGGAACAUCUGAAGGAGGGGGAGGAGGAAGGAGAGAGGGACCAUCGAGAGGUGAAUGCCAGACUAAAGCAAAAGGAGGUAAGAGGAAGUAGGAAAGGUAUGGAAAAAGAUGACACGAUCUCCUCCCAGGUUAGGGAGCUACAGGAGGGACAGACAAAGAGCGAGGGAGCAAGGAAAAGAGUAAGAGAAAUGGAGGAAGCCCGUGACAGGCUGCAGGUGGAGAUAAAGGAGUGGCAGGAGAGGGCAGAACACAGCGAGAGUGAGGCUACAAAGCUUAACCAUAUCUGUGUGGAGCAAGAGGAGGAGGUGCAGCGGUUAAGAGCUAUACUGGAGGAGAAGGACGAGGAGAGAAGAGAAUGGGAGGCACUAAGUAGAACCGAGAAAGAAAACACGAGGAGACUGCAAAGUAAGCUGAUGGAGGUCGGGGAGGAGAAGAAGAGAUUAGAGGAGAAAGUUAGGGAGGCCGAGGAAGAGAGAGAAGCACUUAGGAGAGCUGGGGAGGAGACAAAGAGGCUGGAGGAACAACUGUCUGAAGUAGAAAGUGACAUGAAGGUCCAAAGAGAGGUGCUGAGGAAGACGGUGGAGGAGAAGAGGAGACUGGAGAACACGCUAAAGGAGGUUCAGGAGACGACGAAAGGAGAAAUGGAUGAGCUGAUGAUACUGAGGGAAGAGAAGAAACGUCUGCAGGAUAAAUCGAUAGAGAUGGGAAAAGAAGCUGAUGGACCAAUGAGAGCGAAAGAGCAGCAAGCAAGGCUGUUGGACACCGAGGAGGAGGAGGCGUCGACUCUUAGGAGGGAAGUGCAGAAGGAGAUGGAGAGAAGCAAUCUAGAGAUGUCGGUGCUUAGGGAGGCGGUACAAAAGGAGAAAAGAAGGAAGGAGGAGGCACAAGAUGAGCUGUUAAACUGGAGAGAAGAAGCACAAUAUCUCAGAGAGGUGUGGGGAGAGGAGACGCAGGAAGAGCUGAGGACGACUAAGAUGGAGUUACUGGUUAUUAAAAAAGAGCUGCAAAAAGAACAAAAUGAGAAGGAGCAGAUAAAGGAGAAGCUACGGAGGACGGAGGAAGAGGUGACAGCUCUCAAGGAGGACGUGCAGGAGAUGGAAAACGAUAAGCUGACAGAGACGAAAGAUGACUUUCCUCAGGAGGAGUUGAGAGGAGUGAAGCAGAGCGUGGAGGUGAUGGUGCGAAACUCCCUGCAGGUGGACACUCCGAGUCAGAGCACAGAGGAGAUGGAGGACCGGGAUGGAAUCGGAUUAGCUGGAUCACAGCAAACAGAUGCAGCUUUGGUGGGCUAUAAAAGGAGACCCCAGCAGGAGGAGCAGAGCCCAGUGGCCACGUCUGAUACAGAGGGUUUGAAGGAGAGACUGACGGUCCUGCAGAGUCUGGUGGCUGAACUGGAACUGGAUCAGAAACGAUUGAACAAGAAAAACUUUCAUCUGGCAAAUCAGAAAGACAAACUGAAAAGAGCGACACACACACUGAGAGAGACGCUGCAACAGGUGGAGGAAGAGCGCUCGAGGCUCAGACAGCAGCUGAGUGAGAGCAUCCAGGGGUCUUUAACCACCACAGAAGAGCAGCAACUGAGGAGCAAAGUGAGGGAGCUGCAGGACCAGGUGAAGCAGCUCCAGUUUGCACUGGCUGUCGGUCAGCAACAAAGGGCAGAGUUCAUUCAGCAGUCCUCCCGAAACAGCCAGUCAGUGCUCUCUCUGAGACUUGACCUCAGUGAUUCACUAGCAACUAUCACACAACAUCCAAUCCCAUCCAUCCUAGAGUCUGAGACACAGCGAUUGGAUCGUAGCAUGAGGGAGGAGGAGCUCAGAAUGUCCUUCAGCCAGCUGUGAAAAUUCAGGACCAAAUGUUCUUAAUUACUUUACACUCAUUAAAUUGAGAGGUAGAGCCGUCUUGAACAUUCAGGUCUCUUCUCUGUGAGCUCUUUACCUCAUGUUUAUUUAUUUAACCUUUAUUUAUACAGGCAGUCCCACUGAGACCUGCUGUCUCAUUUACAAUAGAAAGUAUAGGCUCUGCCUCGUACUCAUCCAAAUAGAGCUCUUCCUGUCAGAGGAUUCAAAGCAACUAAUUAAAACCAGCCAAUCAGAAUACAACGGGAAAUAAUGCACAUACACCUGCUUUUCUUGCUAUUAAAGCCAAAACAACCUUUUCUGCAUUGUUAGAAUUACACAGAAUUAACACGAUUUAAUAACAGUUCUGGUGAUUAUUGCUGCAUCGUAGACAUUACUUUGGUCUUCUUCUGUGACCUCAUGGUUUCUUUUCUCUGCAUCACACAAAGCAAAGAAAUUCUUACUUUUCAAAUUAUUGUCAGUGUUUCUGCAUAUUUAUUCUUCUGUUUUUGUUCUGUGGUUAUACUGGUCAUGUUUCACAUGCUGGCACUUUAAUACUUUUGUCUCAUUUUCGUACCAUUAUUUCUGUAUACAGUCAUGUAAUAACAACAGCACUUCUUACAGCCACGAAGCUUAAAAAGCUGAUAAACGUUUACAGUCCAACAAUGCCGCUUAUUUAUAUUUGUUUGUUUUAAUGCGCAGCUCUUCCUCGAGCAUAAACCCAGACUCCCCUGAGUCAGAGUGGCUCAGGUGAGUCUGGGCCAUCAUGUUGUCUUUUCUAGAUCCAAAAGUGACAAUUUUUUUUUUAACACUACCUUAUUAAGGUGGCCACCCUGAUUACCAAGAUGUAUUUAUAAAUUGCACAGGUGUAAGGUGUACCCAUUUAUACUGAGUACUAAUAUUAAUAAAAUAAUUGUCACUCUGCAAAACUGAAGGAUCAUGGAUGCAAUGUUCACAGCAGCUGUGAUGCUUGGACACUGAUUAAUGCAGAACAAGUGUCACAAUUGGCCAGUCUGAGGGGAAGUGCCACUAAAUGUUUGCUCCAACCCUGAAAUACAUUGCAGUGCCUUCCCACAGUCCUCCAGUCCGAGCUUACUCAGGCUCAUGUUGAAGUCAAAGGUCAACUCGUGGUGUGUAUUUGUGUGUAAAUAUGUGUGGCCAGCUCGAGGAAGCGUCCCGGGGGGAAGGAAGCUGGUUUAGACAACACCCUGAAAUCUGAGAGCUGCACCUGAAGCAGCUGACUGGCCCUCCAGUUCAUUUCCUGUUUCAUCAAAUCACUGUCAGUGCGUAGAGCAGCGAAUUAACUUGUACAAGUUUACAUUUUUACAAACACUGAAAUCCCAGAUUUAUGAUAGUUUGCUGUUUUUAUAGUUAUUCAUUUGUCAACAUAAGAGCGGAGAAAGUGAUUACAUCACACAUUCAACAUCAUCUCGUCUCAUUUUCUGUUACACAUUAAUCAUGAGUCAUUUGUCAUAUAAGCUGAUUGAUGGAAAAUUGUCACAGUUUGAUCUUAGAUGUAAACAUGAGGCUAAAAUGACUUUAACACUGAACGUGUGUGAAGUAAGGUUUAAAAUGCAGCUGCAGACACUUUGUUCUGAACAUUAGUUUGAGGUUCAGGUGUGAUGCACAGCCCGGACAGCUUUAGUUUGAACUUAACAGCUACUUUUAAAAGUUAUUUACUUGUAUUUUAUAAUAAAAUUAUUCUAAAGUUGUCAAACAUUUUAUGCUGUCUGAUUGUUGAAUUCACAGAAUGAUACUGAAAUAAAUCAUAAAUGCUA
Molecule: messenger RNA, 8223 nt
Organism: Haplochromis burtoni (Burton's mouthbrooder)
Lineage: Eukaryota; Metazoa; Chordata; Actinopteri; Cichliformes; Cichlidae
Product: trichohyalin
Exons: 24
Coding region: 1262-6448 (1728 amino acids)
Source: RefSeq, a predicted model, not a curated record